GGCACCGUCGUUUCCGUCGUCCGCUCCAGUCUCCACCACUCUCGGUUCUUUGAUUUCUCCUCCGCUUUCCUCUCCGUCGAACUUGGUUCUGCGCUCGAUCCGAAGCUUCCUACCGCACCAUGCCUCGGUACUACUGCGAUUACUGUGAUACUUACUUGACCCACGACUCUCCAUCUGUGAGAAAGCAACACAAUGCUGGCUAUAAACACAAGGCAAAUGUACGCUCUUACUACCAGCAAUUUGAGGAGCAACAAACUCAAAGUUUAAUCGACCAGAGAAUCAAGGAACAUCUCGGUCAGGCUGCCGCUUUCCAAGUUGGUGCCACUUUUAACCAGCAUCUGAUGACCAUGCCAGGGGCCCGACCCCCUCUUCCACUUUUAAUACCUCCUAUGUUGCCUAUUGGAGCAUCUCCUCAUGCUUCUAUGAACGCACCACUUCAACCGGGGGUUAGACCCCCUGUUUUGCCACCUCCAUUUGGUGUACCAGGUUAUGGAGCUAUUCCUCCAGUGGCCGCUGUCCCCUCUGCAGUAGGACCACCUGGUGCACCAACAACGACACCAAUGCAACCAACUAAUCUUCCUAGGCCACCUACAUUGCCACCUCCAAUUUCAGGGGCCAUGGCAAUGCCAACUACCAACACUACUGCACCUGCUAUCCAUCAGGGCAACCCAUCAUCAGCUCCAACAACCAGCUUUGAAUCUUUUAACGCUCCUUCUGGAUCCACUGCUCCAUAAGAGACCAAUUUCUAAUUUCCCAAAACCUGGCUGUGGAUUGAACUCUAGGGUUUACAUGUUCCAGUGAAUCCCCUUUUUUGCAAUUGACCUGAAGAAUAAACCGAUUAGUAGAUCGUGUGUACGGUUUAAUUCUUCAGUUAAGAGAACGUACUCUUAUUAUGUUGAUGUUAUGUCAGUGAUUUGUUGUUAUCAUCAUUUUUUAUAAACAAACCUCUUCCAGAUAUCAA
Messenger RNA from Zingiber officinale, 961 nucleotides. Its product is annotated as U1 small nuclear ribonucleoprotein C-2-like. The transcript has 5 exons. Gene Ontology annotation, cellular component: U1 snRNP; nucleus. Gene Ontology annotation, biological process: spliceosomal snRNP assembly; mRNA splicing, via spliceosome; mRNA 5'-splice site recognition. The coding region runs from base 120 to 734 and encodes 204 amino acids. Gene Ontology annotation, molecular function: zinc ion binding; pre-mRNA 5'-splice site binding. NCBI's taxonomy places the organism in Eukaryota, Viridiplantae, Streptophyta, Magnoliopsida, Zingiberales, Zingiberaceae. The record is from RefSeq and is a predicted model, not a curated record.